GUAGCAGCGGCAUGCUGUCGGUUGGGUUGGACAGUUUGGAGCUGAGAUUUAGGAAGUCGACUCGAAGUUUAGAGCCGCGCCAGGCAUUGAUCGGUUCGGGUUGCUGCGGCCGGCCGGACGCUGCGCAACGCUGCGGGAAUAAUGCUGUCCUGUCGGGAUGAGAGCUGGAGGCGUCAGCCGUGAGGUUGUCAAUCGUGUGCCGUUGAAGGACCUGUGUUCUGAUUGUGAUUAACUUCGCCACUGACUCCAGUAGGAAUGUCCUACUGGUCUGUUGGCGUUUCCCAAGAAACUGGAGAGCCUCCCAGCAGCAUGGAGCAAAGAAACGGCACUGGGGAGGAAACGGGAGCCGAGGCAUCCCUGGUGGAGACUGCUGAUCCCAACUCCAGAAAGGCUUCAACCUUGGAGAAAAUCAAGGCAGCAUAUGAAGACGGUGAUGAGGAGACUGCGAGGGAGCUGAUUCAGCAGGCCUGCUGUGUGGACUGCUCCAUGGGGAUCCAGCCUGAUGGAGUCCGUCUGCUGACUGUGGCCACUCAGCACUCUGAUGUAGCGAGUGUCUGCUACCUUCUAAAAGAAGCCCGUGUCCCUGUGCCUCAGGAGCCAUCACUCUGCAAUCCGGCCGUUCUGGCAGCACAUUGUGGCUUUAGCAACCUGCUCAAAGAGAUGCUGGAUUCUAUACAUGGCACAUGUCUGAAGAGAGAUCUGGUGAACUGCCUGCUGACCACAGCGUGUGAGCAGGGCCACCUGGAUGUGGUUCGUCUGCUCGUCCACAGCUAUGAUGCCGACGUGAAGGACUUUGCCAUCCACAGCGAUGAGUUUGCUGUCCUGCAUGGGCUGCCGCUGUAUGCAGCCGCAAAAGCAAGUAAUGAAGAGAUCGCUCAUUACUUACUAGAGAAUGGUGCUGAAUUUUCAUCUUACACCCUGAUGGACUAUCCAGACUUCAGCAAGCGUCUCCUGAGACAGAAACUCCAGGAAACAUCUGGUGAAAAUGGAGUGGAGACUGUCAGUGUGUACUGGAGCGGCUUGAAGCUGCCAUAUUUGGAGCUGGACUGGUUCCUGGAUGUCUGCUCCCAGAUUACACACCUGGAUCUGUCCUCCAACAGCCUCGGUGCUGUGCCCUCGGUGGUCCCCUGGGGUCUCAUCCAAUUGAAAACUCUGAAUCUGUCUAACAAUGCUCUUAAAGAACUGCCGUUUGCUCAGAACUCCCAGGAUGUUAUCUGCUCCAGGUUACAAGUGGUGAAUCUCUCUCAGAACCAGCUUAAGAGUUUACCAACUGGACUUCUCCAUCUGACCCACCUUCAGAAACUCCGUGCUGCCGAUAAUCAGCUCACCAGCCUGUUCGACGUCCCUGCCAAUGUGAACUGGAUCGGUCUCCGUAGGCUGGAGGAGCUGGAGGUGGCCGGCAAUCGUCUAACCAGCCUUCCUACAUCAGUCAUGCAUUGUUUAAAGUUACUGCGCUGCCUUGAUGUGAGCAGAAACAGACUGACCGCGUUCCCAGACCCCUGGGCCUGCCCACUGAAGAACUGCAAAGCUUCUUCCAAUAUAAUUGAGAACCUGCCGAACACCAUCUCCAUCUUCUGGAGGAGUCAGCUGCAGGAGGUGGACUUCUCUGAGAACUGCAUCAAAGAGCUUCCCUCCUACAUCUUUGAACUGGAGGCUAUUGUCUCAUUAAAACUCUGUGGGAAUCUCAUUGAAACGCUCCCUGCUCCCAAUAAGUGGAAGUGCUCUAAGCUCAAGACUCUGGAUCUCUCCAGGAACCAGCUUGGCAGAACUGAAGAGGGGCCCAAAUCCAGGAGGCUUGCUUUCCUGACAACAUGGAACAGGAGGGAUCCAGACCCAGUGUGUCCUAUUGAGUUUCCCAGCGCUCUGCGAGAUUCCCUGGAAGUGCUUAUCCUGAAUGAUAACCAGCUGGAGUGCAUUCCCCAGUCCCUGUGUGGUCUGAACAACCUUACUGAGCUGUAUCUCUCCAAUAAUCCUGGGAUCCGGGAGCUACCGGCAGAACUCGGACAACUUUCCAACCUGUGGCAGCUGGACAUUGAAAACCUCAACAUUAACAAUAUCCCACAGGCAGUAAGAAAUGAAGGCCCUGCUUCUGUUCUGGCAUUCCUCCGGGCUCAGCUUCGAAAAGCAGAGCCCUGCAGACUGCUGAAGAUGCUGGUGGUCGGUCCGCCCCGGCAGGGGAAGUCAGCCCUGGUAGAGGCUCUACUCACGGGCAAGGCAUCUCCCUUCACCCCCUCAGACUGCAGCAUCUCCACCUUCAGCUGGGAGCUGGAAAAACCCAAUGCAGGCAAAAAUAAUAAGGAGUCAGUCAUGUUCAACAUGUGGGAUAUUGGUGGUCCGGCGAGCAUGACCACAGUGAACCAGUGUUUCUUCACUGAUAAAUCACUGUAUGUGGUUAUCUGGAACCUUGCUCUGGGAGAAGAGGCUGUGGCAAACCUGCAGACAUGGCUUCUCAACAUUGAGGCACGAGCACCCAACUCUGCUGUGGUGGUUGUAGGAACUCAUUUGGAUCUCAUUGAUACCAAGUUCCGCACAGAAAGGCUGGCAACGCUGAGGGCUUAUGUACUCGCCCUGUGUCGAUCCCCGUCUGGAGCACGAGCUGUGGGUUACCCCGACAUCACCUUCAAACAUCUGCACGAAGUGUCGUGUAAGACCUUGGAGGGUUUUGAUGGUUUGAAGACGCUGAUUUACCACGUGGCUCUCUCCAUGAAAGACAGCAGCAGCAGCAGCUCAGCCUGUGGUAGUAAGCUGCUGGGCAGACUGAUUCCGAGGAGCUACCUCAUCCUACAGGAGGCGGUGAUAGCAGAGAAGAAGAGGAGAGAUGCUGACAGAGAGGUCCAGUACCUGACUGAUGCUCAGUUACUCCAAAUCAUUGAACAGAACCCAGAGAGUGACAUCAGAGAUUAUGAGGACCUGCAAACUGCCAUCGGCUUCUUGAUUGAAACUGGAACCCUGCUGCACUUCCCCGACACCAGCCAUGGCCUGUGUACUCUGUACUUCCUCUGUCCGGUGUGGCUGUCAGACUGCUUAGAGAGGAUCGUACAUCUGAACUCUUGUCGCCCUGUAACCAGGAAUGGAGUGAUCCAAGCUGAAGCCCUGAGUGAGCUGUUGGACGGGACAGGCUUCACAGAGGAAACAAAGGAGCAGUAUUUCCAGUUUUUGGCAAAGUUUGAGAUAGCGCUGCCUGUUGCCAACCACAGCUACUUGCUGCCACACCUCCUUCCUCCAAAGCCAGCCAUGGAUAUCCACAGCUUCCACCAGCACACCAACAACACCCUGCAGCGUCUUUUUAAGAUGAGCUUUGUUCCUGCAGGAUUUUGGGAGCGUUUCAUCGCCAGGAUGCUCAUAAGCCUCACAGAGAUGGACCUUCAGUCUUUAGAUCCGCUCAAAAAAAGGAGCCAGAAUCGCAGGAGUUCCCUGAUCUACAGCUUUGCUGGUAGCCAGCAGAGGAACCGAUGCAGCACCUUCAGAGUCCGGCGCAGCCAGACUAUCUACUGGAAGGAGGGGCUUCUGGUCACUUUUGAUGGAGGUUACCUCAGUGUGGAGUCAUCGGAUGUUAACUGGAAGAAGACGAAGAGCGGAGGCAUAAAGAUCAUCUGUCAGUCCGACAUGAGAGAUUUCUCUGCCAUGGCCUUCAUCACUGACCAUGUCAACUCCCUGAUUGAACAGUGGUUUCCUGCUUUGACAGCCACUCAGAGUGAUGGGAGUCUCCUCAUUGAGCAGUAUGUGCCCUGUUCUCUCUGUGGCCCGUGGGAUCAGCCACUGCAAGAGGAGGGCAGAAGAAGAGAAGCAGAGGUCCAUUACUUCAACAUGGAGGACUGUGUGCUGGCUGCUGUGGAAAAGGAGUGCAUCAUCUGUCCUCAGCAUCCCGACCAGCCAGUCCCCUUACAAGAGCUGGUGCCAGAACUCUUUAUGACCGACUUCCCUGCACGGUUGUUUCUGGAGAAGGCUCAGCUGGAGCUCUCUGAAGAGGAAAAGGACAUUCUUGGUCAGGGUGGCAGUGGAACCAUCAUCUACAGAGCGAGAUAUAAAGACCAACCUGUUGCUGUGAAACACUUUCAUUUCAAGAGAUGUCGACAGCUGACGGUGACCAGUGAUACAGAUACCAUGGUGAAGCACCUGCAGUUUGUCAAUGCAUGUCGCAGCUUCUCAGACUUUCGUCAGGAGGCCAGUAUGUUGCAUUCUUUGCAGCAUCCCUGCAUCGUCUCUCUGGUGGGCAUCAGCAUUCACCCGCUAUGCUUCGCCCUGCAGCUAGCUCCUCUGGGUAGCCUCAACACCGUGCUGGAGCAGAAGCACAAAGGCAAAAGCUCAGACUACAUGCCUCUUGGUUACAUGCUAACCUUUAAGGUAGCCUAUCAGGUCGCAGCAGGACUGGCGUACCUGCACCGAAAGAACAUCAUCUUCUGUGACCUGAAAUCAGACAACAUCCUGGUGUGGUCUUUGGAGUUGCACGAUCCCAUCAACAUUAAACUGUCUGAUUAUGGGAUCUCCCGGCAAUCCUUCCAUGAAGGGGCAUUGGGAGUUGAGGGAACGCCGGGAUACCAGGCUCCCGAGGUCCGACCAGGCAUUGUGUAUGAUGAGAAGGUGGACAUGUUCUCAUAUGGUAUGGUGGUGUACGAGCUGCUGUCUGGACAAAGGCCAGCACUGGGAAACCACCAGCUUCAGAUAGCCAAGAAGCUCUCCAGGGGCAUUCGGCCGGUGCUGGGGCGUCUGGAAGAGGUCCAGUUCUACAGCCUCCACACUCUAAUGACUGAGUGCUGGGACACCAAGCCUGAGAAGAGGCCAGUGGCAUCACGGUGUGUGAGACAGAUGGAGGAGCCCAGUUUCCCCUGCCUGAGGUAUUUAUUGUCCUGCGACAGCCAGUCGCAGCUCUUCCUGUCGCAGCUGCAGGGAUACAGUGCUGUGUUCUGGCACGGAGACAACGACGACAGGAACUACAGUGUGGUGAAUGUGGAGAAGGGCCAGGUGGAGGUAAAGAGGAUGUCUUGUCCAGGCAGCAGGAUCAGCUGCCAGAUGAAGAUGCGUAACUCUCUAUGGAUGGCUACUGAGGAGCAAGAGGUGUUCAUCUACAGCCUGAAGGACAUGUGUCCCAUCAGUCAGCCCCAGAAACGCUUGUCCUGUCCAGCCGUCGUCACCUGUUUGUUCCACGUUCCCGCUGGAGAGCAGAGCCUAGCCAAAGUGUUUGCAGGGAUGUCCGACGGUCUGGUAGCCGUCUACACCUUGGUGGACGACGUUCCUCUGGAUGGAGAAAUGUACCUGUGCUCACACACGUUAAACAAGACCGUGUUUGGUCUGAAGGACUCUGAUCCGAGGCAGAGACCCUACCCUGUCAGGAGCAUGGCUCUGGUCAGCAGUGGCUCACAGUUAUGGUUCUCCAAUGGUCCCGGCCUGCUGGUUGUUGACACAACGAGUCUUCAGGCAAUUCGAAGGCUGGAACCUUACAAGCCGCCAUCCUCCAUAAUAAGCAUGACAACCAGUUUCAGUCUCUGGGGAGAGGAAGCAGUGUGGACCCUGGACGACCACAGCAACACCGUGCUGCUCUACUACGCCGCCUCCUACGAGCUGUGCGCCACCUACUGCUGCGGGGACAUGAAUCCCCUUCGGGAUGUCUUCAAUGUGCAGCGUCCUGCAGGAAUGGCCCAGGUGGCAGGAGAUGAUGUUAACACCACAGACCAAAACGGAAAGCUUGAAUGGUCUAAUGGAGACGUGACACUGAUUUUUAGUGAGGAGGCAGGCACUCAAAUAAUCCAGCACCAGGAUUCUGUGACCGACUAUUGCUCCCUAUCCUCUACCUGCUCCCUGGAACCACUAGAAUCAAACUCUGUGAGCACCACAGACUACAGCUCAUUAAAAAGUAGAAGUUGCCUGCCACUGCCUCAAAACCUGCUGGACUCAGGCAUGCAGCAGGACCAGCAGGCGUCCACAAAUCCUAAUCCGGACCCUGCAGAAACCGUAAAGCCUUCAAUACCUGAGCUGCAGGCCUUCAGUCUGCUGCCAGUGAAUGGAACCCUGUGGAUCCCCAGGCGUGGAGGUGAUAUGCUGAUCAUUGAAAUCCAGUCAUGUGUCAGUCAUCUCAGGGGACGUGUCACGGCGGUCCUCAGCCCACCAGGACUGUCCUCUCUGGGGGCCCUGGAGGAGGCAGCGCUGGUGGCAAAGGACACGGUCGUAUGUGGCUUCCAGCAGAAGGAAAACAUGGAGUGGUGCCUGGUUGUCUGGAGAGCCUGGGGCUGCAGUGAGCUCAACGUCUUCUACCAGUCCUAUGAGGAGCUGUACCGCUCCGACAGCAACAUGAGGAAAAGAAGGUAGCUGUUGUCCUCCAACGGCUUGGUUGUAGAAUCACAGCUCUGUACGGUGGGGGAGCCGAGGGGAAAUCUGCCUGACUGACUGCAGAGCAGAGGGACAUCCUACCAGUAAAAGGAGCUGGGCUGUCAGGCCCCCACAUCCAGCUGGAGGCUGAAAGACAGCAUCACCAUCUGACAUGAAAUAAGGCCAAACCUUUCUUCCCCUAGCUUAGUUAGACUUACUAAAACUAUUUCUCUUUGCUAAAUGUCAGAAAUAAUGAGGGAGAUAUUUUUUGCUACUUUGUUGAAAUUCAGAUGAUUGCAGGCAUUAAUAUUCCUGUGCCUUUAAACGAUUGGGCAAAGCCCAGAUGAUGAUGUCUUGGCUUUAUAAGCCUCCUAUAGAUUAGGUCACGAACACAGGCAGUGUGUCUUAAGGCAACACCUCCAACACACUGCUUCCAUGUGUGGGAUCACAGAAAAGUCAACGGAAAUCAGUUGAGAUGAAGGAAGAUGGCUCCGGACCGCCACAAGUCUGCUUCAUCCUUGGGUCCAGUGUCCAGAUUCCUAAAGGGACAAUAUUUGUCUGUUCCGACAAUGAGAUGCAAGCAUGAACAGCUGAGGAAUAUGCGAUGGUCACAGCGUGAAGGAGUGAGAUGGAGUCUGUGUCCCAGAGAUGAACAGUGUUUGGUCUGAAACCAGCAAAUAAACCGUCCCCCAGCUUACUGGCAAAUAAAGACCAUGUGAAGAGUCUGGUUUAAAUUUCUAAGAGUCUAAAUUUCCACAGUGAAGUGAGUGGACAGACAUGGAAGGAAAGGCCACUAAGAGAGGAUGAAACCAGAUUUUUGACUUUGCUGAUUCGCUGAGGAACAAAGUCCUUAAUUAUGGGAGCCCUGUCCAGUGGUCUGAUGAAACUAAAACUCCAAUGAUUGGCCAACGUGACCAUAGAUAUUCAGAAGAAAAAGGGCCUGAGAAUACCAUCCCAACUGUGAUGGAUGGUAUCAUCAUGCUCUUAGGGGUGGUUUUCUGCAGGAACCGUCAUCACGAAAGAAGAACAUUAUGUGGAAACACUGAGGCAGCAGCCGAAGAAAUUCCCCCCGUUGGGCACAAAUGUGUGGAAAAAUGUCACAUUAGUCUGGCAUUUAGCAAUUAAUUUAGCUGAUCUGGACUGCCCUGAUGUAGGAAAUGAUUCGUCUGAUGUAUUAGCUGACAGUGAGGGAUAAAACAGGCUGUGUGUCUUUUAAUAUGUAAAUGUGAAAGUCUGGUUGAAACUAAAGCCAAAGCACACGUUAGAAGCCGUGAAGCAGGAGGCGAGAACCUCUGCUUUAAGCAGUGAUAUGAUCAGCACCACAUGUUGCUGUCCCCCAGAAUGGGACAGUGUGGCCUGUGGAGCUGUUGGAACAUUCCUGGAGGACAAGUCCUGGCUGUGCUGUGUCCGAGCCCAAUAACAGAGCUCUGUUGAAGGAAAACGCUGCUGCUGGUAGAUGGGUGGAAUGCAGUCACACUGUCCGUUAAACUCUUGCAACACAACGAACCUUUUCCAAAAAUCCUUUUUGGGCCUAAACAGUGCCAGAUGAAUCUGCGGGGGGGGGGGGGGGGGGGGGGCACAGCUGGAAGUCCUGAAACGAGCAGGCUAGCCUCAGCGCUCUGUUCUGCAGAAAAACAGUUUGUCCUGUUGAGUUAAGCUGUCUGUGUCGUCCUAACAUGGUUGAUCAUCUGAGAGGACGCCUUAAGGUCCCCACCUGACCGUGAAGCAGCAUUUUUAGUUGUCCCUCAUCUAACUUUUCGUAACAGGUCCCCCCCAAGGCCUCAGAGGAAGUUUCCAGGGACAGGCGAGGAAUGAAGUGGACAUGAGGCAGAGGCUCCCUGUCCUUUGAAAGCUGCUGGGUAAAAGCAGGAUGAAUCCUCUCAUGUCGUCUGCUUGGCUGCUCUAUAAACAGAUGCAGAGCAGCUCUGCUUCAGGUUUCAGAGCAAAGCUGCACAGUUCAGCGUUAAGAGGCAGAAACUGAGCACAGAGCUGAGAUCCCCCCAUUAACAUAAGUGGAUCUGUUAGAACUGACACAACAUUAGAACAACAUUCUUCACUUGUCCCAAUCCUGUCUGAAGUGUUGUUGCACACCAGCAUCCCCCCAUGUGACGACCCUCUUGGCUUCUCUCUGCUGUGCAGGCCGGGCCGGCUGAAGCCUGUCCCAGCUCAGAGAUCAGCUACGGCUGGGAGACGCUGAGGAUCUGUCCAGGUCUGUUCGGUUCUAACACACAGAACCUGUGCCGUAAAUCAUUUACAGAGCGCUGUUCUAGUCACGCCGACCCCUCAAAGCGCUUUACACUAGAGCCACAUUCACCCAGCACCACUCACAUUCAUUCCUCGAUGUGCUGAUCGCUAGACAAGUUGCGUUUAAGUGCCUUGCCCAGAGGCACAUCGACAUGGAAGCUGGAAUCAAACCCACAACUUUCUACUUGCAGGAUGUGUGCCCUUCCCAAUGAGCCACAGUCAUGGGGAGAGGGUGGCGGGUUUUUCUCGUCUUGCCAGUGAACACAUAAUCCUUCACUAGGUUUCUGACUGAGUCCAGAGAAGCAGUGAGACCCACUUCAUGAGGUGUAGCUGUUCAGAGCUGAAGGCGCCGCUGUGGGACAGACAACAGACACGGCAAACCGAGGAAGUGGAGCAUCCAGACGUUGAUCUUUGCAGCCAAUAGUUAUUUAUACCCUUUUAAUUAGUGACCAAAAGACUGCAGUUUUAUUGUAAGGAGACAAAGGUUAUUAGAACUGUAUAUAAUGAACAUUACUGAUGCUGAACGUUGUAUGAAUUCCUGUCAAAUACAUUUUUUGUAAAUAAAAUGUUUUUCUCAGA
Messenger RNA from Fundulus heteroclitus (mummichog), 9126 nucleotides. RefSeq names its product leucine-rich repeat kinase 1 (gene lrrk1). The coding region runs from base 256 to 6303 and encodes 2015 amino acids. The transcript has 38 exons. The record is from RefSeq and is a predicted model, not a curated record. Gene Ontology annotation, biological process: protein phosphorylation. NCBI's taxonomy places the organism in Eukaryota, Metazoa, Chordata, Actinopteri, Cyprinodontiformes, Fundulidae. Gene Ontology annotation, molecular function: protein kinase activity; protein binding; ATP binding.